GCUAGUUUUACUGUUGAGUGCCGGCUUGUCUCUGUGCGCAGCAACUGCAGACUACUAUUACAAAAAAGGCAUUUGCUAGAGAUAAAGUGACUUUAAACAUCUAUCUUUUAUAGGACUGUUCUGACCAAGUGCUAAAGGAAGUGAAUGCCUUCAUUUGCAGGACACUGCACAGCUGCUAGCUUCUCCCUUUCUCUUUGAAUGUUUCCAAAGCUCCUCUCUGCUGCCUGUGGUCGAAGCCUGCUGUACAAUGCCUGCCAUGUUCCUGCUGAGGGACGAGAAGCCUUAUUUGCUCAGAUCUGUAGUCCUCCUUGCAGGCGGAUAUGCCCUUUACCGUUUGUGGAGACAUCACAGGACACCAGAAGAAAGAGAACCAUUGAGGGAAAAUGUAUAUGAGACACAGCAAGCCAUAAAUAAGUACCUCCUCUUCCACUACGGUUCGCCCCAGGUGCAGUCGCUGUACAUCACAAACACAGCUACAGAACAGAACUUCCCACAAAGGUGUGCUGAGGAAUGCAUCAAACACAUCAUCCAACAGACUGGUGGUCCCAGCAGAGCCCUGGACAUUGGCUGUGCUGUGGGAAGAGCAUCGUUUGAAUUGGCCCGGGUAUUUCAAGAAGUAGUGGGCAUUGACUUCAGCCACCCAUUUGUCAAUGCCUGCAACCAGCUGAAAGAACAAGGCCAACUCCCUUACACCGCCAUCACCGAAGGAGACUUGGGUGUCCAACACACUGCUGUGGUGCCACAGGAUAUUGAGCGAAGUCGAUGUCUUUUCAGGCAAGGGGAUGCUUGUAAUCUUCCCGAGGAUCUAGGAACCUUUGAUUGUGUCCUAGCAGGGAAUCUGAUCUGUCGCCUACCAGACCCUUUUGCAUUCUUGCACAGACUCCCAGGGCUGGUGGCCCCUGGUGGAAUCCUUGUCAUUACAUCACCCUACACCUGGCUGGAAGAGUUUACACCAAAGUCUCUCUGGCUGGGGGGAUACAAGGAUAAUACCGGCAAGGAGGUGAGAGGAUUUGAUACGCUGAAGCAGGUCGUCUCCCCACAUUUUGAGCUGCUGUCUGAGAAGAAUGAGUCCAUCCUGAUCCGGCAGACAGCACGACAACAUGAGUUGACAGUGACUCACGUGACGAUAUGGAGAAGGGGAACCUGCUAGGAGUCAGCAAUCACCUUCGUUGAUGAGAGUGAAACAUGUUUUAUUGAAGAGUAGCUAGCAUAAUUUAGAGAAGAAAUGUUGGCUAAGAAAGUUACAGUAGUUUAGACAAUAGGUGCAGGAGUAGGCCAUUUGGCCCUUCGAGCCAGCACCGCCAUUCACUGUGAUCAUGGCUGAUCAUCCACAAUCAGUACCCUGUUCCUGCCUUCUCCCCAUAUCCCUUGACUCUGCUAUCUUUAGGAGCUCUAUCUAACUCCUUCUUGAAAGAAUCCAGAGAAUUGGCCUCCACUGCCUUCUGAGGCAGAGCAUUCCACAGAUCCACAGCCCUCUGUGUGAAAAAGAUAUACCUCAACUCAGUUCUAAAUGGUCUACCCCUUAUUCUUAAACUGAACUCCCCCAACAUCGGGAGCAUGUUUCCUGCCUCUAGCAUGUCCAAUUCCUUAAUAAUCUUAUAUGCUUCAAUCAGAUCCCCUCUCAUCCUUCUAAAUUCCAGCGUAUACAAGCCCAGUCGCUCCAAUUUUUGAACACAUGACAUUCCCACCAUCCAUGGAAUUAACCCAGUGAACCUACGCUGCACUGCCUGCAUAGCAAGAAUGUCCUUCCUCAAAUUUGGAGACCAAAACUGCACACAAUACUCCAGGUGGGGUCUCACCAGGGCCUUGUACAACUGCAGAAGGACCUCUUUGCUCCUAUACUCAACUCCCCUUGUUAUGAAGGCCAACAUGCCAUUAGCUUUCUUCACUGCCUGCUGUACCUGCAUGCUUACUUUCAGUGACUGAUGAACAAGGGCACCCAGAUCUAGUUGUACUUCCCCUUUUCCUAACUUGACACCAUUCAGAUAGUAAUCUGCUUUCCUGUUCUUGCUACCAAAGUGAAUAACCUCAUAUUUAUCCACAUUAAACGGCAUCUGCCAUGCAUCUGCCCACUCACCCAACCUGUCCAAGUCACCCUGCAUUCUCAUAACAUCCUCCUUACAUUUCACACUGUCACCCAGCUUUGUGUCAUCUGCAAAUUUGCUAAUGUUAUUUUUAAUCCCUUCAUCUAAAUUAUUACAGGUGUCUCCCGCUUUUCGAACGUUCACUUUACGAAACUUCACUGUUACGAAAGACCUACAUUAGUUCCCUGUUUUCGCUAACAGAAGGUGUUUUCACUGUUACGAAAAAACAGCUGCUCCUCCCCCGGAUUCGGAACGGCAUUCUAGCCGGCAUUGCUUAAACACGUGCCUGUGAGCAGCCAUUUGCAAGAUGAGUUCUAAGGUAUCGGAAAAGCCUAAAAGAGCUUGUAAGGGUGUUACACUUAGCAUAAAACCAGACAUAAUUAAGCGUUUCGAUCAUGGUGAACAAAGCAAGGACAAAGUGAGUUUGGCUUGUGGAAGUUAACAAAGAUGAUGUUGAAGAGGUUUUGGCAUCCCAUGACCAAGAACUGAUAGAUGAAGAGCUGAUGCAAUUGGAAGAGGAAAGGAUAACAAUUGAAACCAAAUGCAGUAGCGAAUGGACCAAAAGUGAAGUCGUCCAGGAACUGAACAUGAUUGCAGCCUUGUGAGAUUUUCGCUGCAAUGAUAAAGUACGACUUUAAUUUUGAAAGGGUACGUCAGUUUACGGCAUAUAUGCAAGAUGGUUUGAGUGCUUACAAAGAACUAUAUGAUCCAAAGAACUGUAUGAUCUAAAAAUGUGCAAGGCUAAGCAGUCAAGCAAGCCUUCCACAUCAGCCACAGCAGACAAUGAACCUCGACCUUCGACAUCGAGGCAGGCAGACAUAGAAGAAGAUGACCUGCCUGCCGUCAUGGAAACAGACGUCACCCCAGUGUUCCACCACCCCAAACCCCGGACCACGGACAGAUACCGAUUCGUGGAGAAUGCAGCGGUAGCCGGGACGCACCCAGCACAUCUUUAAGAAAAAAGCCGAAACAAAAAAGCUAAUUAAUUAGGUGCCGCCCGGCACGUAAAUGUCGACCCAGAUCAGAGACGAUUGCCAAUUGUAUCGCCUCAAUUGUUACUGUUAUUUUAGGUUUUAUGUGUUAUUUGGAAUGAUUUGAUAGGUUAUUUUUGGGUCUGCGAAUGCUCACAAAUUUUUCCAUUAUAAAUUAACGGUAAUUGCUUCUUCGCUUUACGACAUUCUGGCUUACAAACCGUUUCAUAGGAAUGCUCCAUCUUCAGAUGGCGGGGGAAACCUGUAAUGUAUACUGUAAAUAGCUGCGGUCCCAGCACCGAGCCUUGCAGUACCCCACUAGUCACUGCCUGCCAUUCUGAAAAGGACCCGUUAAUCCCUACUCUUUGUUUCCUGUCUGCAAACCAAUUUUCUAUCCAUGUCAGUACCCGACCCCCAAUACCAUGUGCUCUAAUUGUGCCCACUAAAACCUCCUAUGUGGGACCUUAUCAAAGGCUUUCUGAAAGUUUAGAAUAGUGAAACAGGAGAAUUCAGUCACAUCAAGGCCAGUUCUAAGGACAGCAAAUGUUGAACAAAAGAUUCAGGUUCCAUCACAAGACAACAUUCCUGUUGACUCUCUCCACUAAUUCGCAUCAACAUUUUAACAGUACCUUACAUUCCCUACAAGGGAGUCUGAGAUGAAGUAACAUACCUGGAGUAAUACCAUCAAUUUACCUGAGCAAACUUGACCCCUACCUGGUUAAUAGCUUGGUUCAGAUGCAGUUGUACAGAGCAGAGAUAAACUUGUUUUUUACAGAACAAUAUGGCACAGAAACAGGCCCUUCAGCCCACGGUGGCUGUUCUGACCAUGAUUUCAACUUAAACUAAUCCCAUCUGCCUAUAGAUGAACUAAAUCCCUCCACCUUUACCUGGUCACAUACCUCUCAAAAUGACUAAAUAUUACUACCACAUCUGCUUCUAUCAUCUCCCUGGCCGCAAGUUCUAAGCACCUAUCACUCUCUGAGUAAGAACUUGUUUCACAAACUUGCCUGUUGUUUGAAUGAUAGCACUAUAUUCUAGAAAUUGCUAACCCUACGGAUUUAAUUAGCAGAACAGUACAGCACUGUACAGGCCAUUUGGCCCACAAUGUUGUGCUGAUGUUUUAUCUACUGAAGCAUCAAUCCAACCCACAUAGACCUCCAUUUUUCUUUGAUUCAUGUACCUGUCUAAGAGUCUCUGAGAUGUGCCUGCCUUUACCAUUACACUUUGGCAGUGCAUUCCACGUAUCUAUCACUGUGUAAAAUAAAAACUACCUUUGACAAUCUCUUAUACUGUACUUUCCUCUAAUCACCUUAAAAUUAUGCUACCUUGUAUUAGCCAUUUCCACCACGGCUGCCCACUCUAUCUAUGCGUCUUAUCAUCUUGUACACCUCUAUAAAGUCACCUUUCAUUCUCCUUCACUCCAAAGAGAAAAGCCCUAGCUAGUCAAUCUAUCCUCAUAAGACACGUUCUCCAUUCCAGGAAGCAUCGUAGUAAAUCUCCUCUUUACCCUCUAUAAAUCUUUCAUAUGCUUCCUGGAUUGAGGAGACCAGAACUGAAGACAAUAUUUCAAGUGUGGUCCAACCAGAGUUUAUAGAGCUGCAACAUUAUCUUGUGGCUCUUGAACUCAGUCUCCAGACUAAUGAAGGUCAACACACCAUAUGCCUUCUUUACUACCCUAUUAACUGCAUGUUAACUUUGAGGGAUCCAUGGAUAUAGACCCCAAGAUGCCUUCAAGUUCGACCCUCCAAAGUGUAUCACUUCAUACUUUUCAGGAUUGAACUCUAUCUGCCAUUAUACAGCCCAGUUCAGCUUCCCAUAGUAACCUAGGUCAACUUUCUACACUAUCCACAACACCAGCGACAUUUGUGUCAUCUGCAAAUUACUAAAUGACCCUUCCACUUCCUCAUCCAAGACAUUAUAAAAAAGACAGAUUCUUGGACUCUGAGAAUCACCACUGGAAACAAGGCACAUUCAGUACAAAACAGGGAUUGAAUCAGUAAACAGUUUACUAAACCUUUCCUUCAAAAUAACUAUUAAACUUUUAAAUGUAAAAUAAAGACUAGCCUGUUUGAGAUUCAAUAUCAAUAAUAUUCUCCAACAAUGAUACUGCAUGGUGUAGGGUAGAUGAGACUACAAUGGGGCAUUGGGUGAGAGGAGGGCUUUUCUGUAACAAACUGAUUUCAGAUGCAGAGCAGCAAUCAAACAAGCAGGAAGAAUACACAACGUAAAACACAGAAUAUAACUCAGAGGAGGUAAUGAUCAAACAUUGAUGGAGUAGAGUACUGAACAGAAUGCAAGAUGAACGUUUUUCCUGCUUCUGGUUGCCAAGAAGCAAGAAAGUUAUUCAAGUCAUGGAGCCAGUAUUGUCUGCUCCUUCAGAGGUGGUGGUGAGACCUUUUCGUGAACCACUGCUCAUGUAUAAUAAAACUGCUCUCUUCCCCAUCACCCACCCCAGCAAUUCUGAAUCAUAAAACUGUGAAACUCCCCACUGCACGACUUCGUGAUUCAUGGGAUCCUUCUGCUGCCUACUAUUCAUUUCACAGUGCAGAUCCAAGUGCUUAAUCAUGUAGAAAUGAACUCUUUCAAUAAAGGAGAGACAUUUUUAAGUUAAAUAAAUAUUUCAAACAAAUCUCUAACGGUUACCAUGAAUAGUCAAAAGUGAGCUAAAAUAACAAGAAUCAAAUUACAAGAUUGAAAACAUCUACACUCAGUCAAGAUCUCGGAAUCAUUUUCCUCACAUGUGGAUCUUUUAACUCAGAAUUGGAAAGAUAUUAAUUGGGAUCUGCUUGUUUGUAAUGUUUGUGAGAGAGCUUGUCACAGUAAAACAAUUAACCAGGGUAAACCCGCAAUAUGAAUUAAACCGGCUGCAAAUAAAAUUCAGCAGAAACCUCAGGCCGAGGAGCAGUCCCAGUGACAACGCAGGUUUUGAGAGAUAAUGAAUCAAAAUUAAAGAAUUGAUACAAUACACAUGUUUCGUGGAAAUGGGAAGAUUGUUAGAAGAGCCAAUUGGAAGUAUUAGAUAUUAUAGAAACAGAUUGCAUUGAGUAGUGGAAGACUCUUAAAUCUGAGGACAAUUUAAACAAUCCAAAGCAACACACACACACAAAAGGCUGGAGGAACUCAGCAGGUCAGACAGUAUCUAGGAAAAUGAAUAACUGGUCCCGAGAUCUCUCUCCUGCCUACUAUUAAUUUCUCAGUGCACACCCAAGUGCUUAAUCAUGUAAAAGCAAACUCCUUCAAUAAAGGAGAGAUAUUUUAAGUCAUUUCUUAAAAAAAACAUCGAUUUUUGGCACCUUGGAAAGCAUAUAAUGAGCUGGAACGACCACUGUGCAGAAUUAAUAGAAAACAUCAGGGUUAUAGUGUUAAACAAUGAGGACGGGUCAAAUAAACAGCUUAUAUUCCAUGAGUUCAGAAGAUUGAGGCAUGGCCUCAUUGAGGAAUUUAAAAUAAUUUUAAAUUCCACUAAAUUUAUUUACAAUUGUAUUGUAAAUACCACUAAAAUUAUUCCUUUUGUGGGACAAUUCGGAAUGCAGGUUUUCCUGACAAAAGGUUGUAAAAAUGGUUUCGGCAUGGACUGCAUGGGCUGUACUUUCAAUAAUGCUAUGACUACAAACCUAGAAUAUUCACUCUCAGAAACCUUCCUUCACCUCUAUACACAGCCUGUACCAGGUCCUCAACACCCAGUGGAGGCUUCGAUUCCAUUAAAAGCUAUAUCUUGUCAUUCAAAUGUUUUCAGUUUCAUUAUCAGUUAUAUCAUAUGAAAACCUCUGUUUUUGUGUGAAUAUUUCAGUGCCAAUUUCGCCCAAAUCGUAUUCUGCUCAAAAAUUCUGGCAACAGCUUAAUCCCAUGAAACCACAAGCUGAAGUACAAAUAUACCAGAUAAAAUAUUACAGUUAGUAUGAAAUAUUCUACAAUAUAUAAUCACAUACAAUACUAGACAAGAGAAAAUCUGCAGAUGCUGGAAAUCUGAGCAACGCACACAAAAUGCUGGAGGAACUCAGUAGGCCAGGCAGCAUCUAUAGAAAAAAAGUACAGUUGACAUUUCCAGAAACAUCGACUGUACUUUUUUUCCAUAGAUUCCUCUAGCAGUUUGUGUGUGUUGCACAUACAAUUAUAGCAUGGGAUUAAAGUGUAUUGAUAUCUCAGUCCACAAGUGAGUGUAAUAGCUACAAUAGAGCCAUUUGAAGAAGAGCACGGAGUUCUUGUAGCAUUUCAACCAAUAUUUAUUCCACAAUCAACAACAGUAAUAGAAAGAUUAAUCAGUCUUUCAACUUGUUACUGUUUGCAAUGUACAGAUUGGAUGUCGAUUUCCUCAAUUUAACAACAAUGAACUACACUUCAGAAAUACUUAGCAUGCUGUAAAGAACUGAAAUGUCUGUUGA
Molecule: messenger RNA, 7437 nt
Organism: Mobula hypostoma (lesser devil ray)
Lineage: Eukaryota; Metazoa; Chordata; Chondrichthyes; Myliobatiformes; Myliobatidae
Exons: 4
Coding region: 248-1150 (300 amino acids)
Molecular function (GO): S-adenosylmethionine-dependent methyltransferase activity
Source: RefSeq, a predicted model, not a curated record